ACUCAAAUCGAAUUUAUAAAUUUAGUGAAGUUUUUUCUGCUAUAAACCAUCAUGGCUGCUGCAAGAGAGCCUCGUUGUACUGCAGGAAAUCGGAUGUCAAAGGUCAUGGAAGAAGAACUAGAUGAUGAUGACUUUUAUAAGACUACGUACGGAGGUUUUGAAGAGGAAAAAGAAGAUAAUGAUUUUGAGUCAGACCAAGAAGAUUCCGCAGAUGAAGUCGACUCAGAUUUUGAUAUCUCGGAAAACGAUGAAAUUGUCAGCGAUCAAGAUGAAGAAACUAUAAAACAAUCUGAGAAAAAACGAAAAAGAGGAGCGAACACAAAAGCUUAUAAAGAUCCCUCAAUUAAAAAAGCAAAAAAAGAUGAAAAAGAAAUAAGUAAAAGUGAUGAUAACAAGGAAGAAAAAGUUCCGAAAGAGGCGAAAAAAACUGAACCAACUGCCGUAAACAAUGACGGGCCAAGUCGUAAAUCAUCUCGUCGCGCCACGGCAGCAAAUUCCUAUUUAAUAAGCAUGAAAGUAAAAGAACGUAAAAUCGCAGACCAAAAGAAAAAAGAAACUGUGAAAAAACCAAUGGCUGGUGUGAGACGUUUGACUCAGGAAGAAUUAAUGCAAGAAGCGGAAAGAACAGAACGAAAAAACUUGAAAUCGCUGCACAACUAUCAACGUCUCGAAGCGAAUCGAAAAAAAUCGAGCACGAAAAAACGAACAUUUGCAGAACCAACAAUCAAAUACCUAUCGACAACAAUGCCAUCAGUGGACCCGGAUGAGCCAUCAAAAAUUUCGAGAGAUUUUAUAAUUUUCUCUGAACCUGAAGUUUUUAAAAAUGAAUUCCACUGGAAAAAACAGCCUCGAAUCAAUAAACCUAUUUGUCCAGUUACAAAUAAGCCUGCCAGAUAUAUAGACCCACUUACUAAUAUUCCUUAUUAUGACAUGGAUGCUUUUAAACUUAUUCGUGAAGCACAUACUUUAUCACUGGCAAAACGUGAUAAGGUAAAAUGAUUCUAUAAAUUUCUGGUUACACCGGAUGGUUACAUCUGGCAGCCUCAUUAUCUGUGGCCCGUGUCACAUUUGCUGGAGGUUAUUAAUCAAAAAUCGUAUUUGUCUAGUCAUAAAAAUAACCAGAAAAAUCUUUCGACAUAUUGUUGCAUCACUAAUGUCACUGAAUUGACUAAGAGUUAUGACGAUUUGCACAUUUUAGGGAGUUUUUUGAUGGUCUUUGCAUGUUUUAGCUUGAUAAAUGACAAAUAAUGAUCGAUGUGUUUGCACAAUAAAAGUGUUUGUUUUGUAUUGCACUGUUUGCAUAUUCUUGGCACUAUUGUGGCCCGCGAACAAUGCAAAAAUAAUUUUGUGGCCCCAGCAAAGUUUUCCGAUUCAAAAAGCAUUUCCAGGAACAUUCUUCUGUGGCAAGGUUACUAACUUACCAUAGUAAAAUGCUCAGAUGUUAUGACCUUGCUGCCCAUCAAAAAAUAAUUAACACUGUAUAAUGGUUUGGAUUAUUCACAUUAAAAGCAACAUGCGACCUAAUCAUGUAAAUUUUUUUGAUGAGUCAUUUUAAAAUUUAUACGCUGUCAUGGGUACUCCUGAAGUAUGCGCACCAAAAUGUCGCACGACCUGAACCCUAAUUUUGUACACAACCUGAGUUCAGGUUGUGCGCCAUCUUGGUGCGCAUACUUCAGGAGGUCCCUGCCAUGUUCACCUGAAGUCGAACUGUCGCUCCUUCAAAUUUUGUAAAAUUUAGUAUACACAACCUUAAUUUUGAUUCUACAUUUUUCCAAGCCUAAGCUAUGGUGCAGUUCUGUUUAUUUGUGAAAAAAUUUCCAAUUGCCUGAGAUCUUGAUUAUCUUUAUGUUUGUACCCUGGUCUCCUGGUAUGUUUUGUCAUUUAGGGUAGGAUUUACAUAUUUAUCCCAAGGGAGAGGAAAGCUGCUAAGACGACUUAAUCACAUAAACCACAGUCUGUCGUCCGGUUACAUAUCCAUGUCGGGUAUGGGAUUAAUUAACCAGUUAUUUGUUUCAGAUGCAUGGACUUGAUGUUGAAGGAAGCCUUAACCGACUAGUGGUUAUGUGAACCAGCCUAUGGCGGCGAGGAGUCUACCAAUCCUCUCACACAUAAUUAUCUCCAAUGGGAUUCGAACCUCCGAACACACUCAAGGUAAUCAGAGGGGCGGU
Messenger RNA from Styela clava, 2168 nucleotides. RefSeq names its product vacuolar protein sorting-associated protein 72 homolog. Lineage: Eukaryota; Metazoa; Chordata; Ascidiacea; Stolidobranchia; Styelidae. Gene Ontology annotation, cellular component: nucleus. The record is from RefSeq and is a predicted model, not a curated record.